AUGUCCUUCUACACGACGGUGAGAGGCCUGGUAAUUCUCCUGCCAUGGCUCGGCUAUUUGAUAUUUAUGGACCUGGCCCUCUCUCUGCUCCUACCUCUCAGUUACUUGUUUCCAGAUUGGGUAUACAAUGUUUCUAGCUACAUAGCCUUUACUUGUUGGAACUGGAUCCAAGUUAUCUUUGAGAUCGGAAAUAAUGGCCAGAUUACCUUUUCGGGAGACGAAUUACCUCGGGGAGAAUCGGCUAUUGUUAUCGCCAACCACGUCAGCUGGACCGACUUCUACAUGAUUCAAGCUCUAGCAAUACGGUCUGGGAUGCUUGGUCGCUGUCGCUGGUUUGCCAAAAUUGAACUGCGCUGGAUACCGCUGCUGGGAUGGGGCAUCUGGGCCAUGAGGAUGCCUAUGGUGAGCAGGAAAUGGACCCAGGACAAGAAGGAGCUGGAGCGCGUGUUUUCUGGAAUCACCGAAAGACACUGGCCGACAUGGCUCAUUAGCUUUAGCGAGGCAACGCGUUACACUCCUCGUAAGGCCGAGGAGGCCAAAAUCUGGUGCAAGGAAAACAAGAAAGCAUUCCCCCAGCAUCUUCUAUACCCUCGGAUGAAAGGCUUUGUCUCAACCGUUCAACACCUUCGUAAAGCCAAGCAUAUGAAAGCCGUAUACGAUAUGACCAUAGCGUACAGUCAUGAAAAUAAAUUCUUGUCUCCGCCGAGCAUCUGGGAAUCAUUGACACUGGACUCACUUAGUACGCGACGGGGAUACAAAUUUCAUGUUGAUGUUCGGCGGUUCCUUAUUGCCGAUUUACCCCAAACUGAUGGCGAGCUGGCCUCAUGGCUUGAAUCAAGAUGGGUUGAGAAAGGUAAAUUUCUCGAGGAUAAAAGGGAGGAAUGGGCUAGAGCUACGAAAACAACGUCAGAAUGA
Molecule: messenger RNA, 915 nt
Organism: Blumeria graminis f. sp. triticale
Lineage: Eukaryota; Fungi; Ascomycota; Leotiomycetes; Helotiales; Erysiphaceae
Source: the annotation of a GenBank genome assembly